AUGUUUGCUAGAUCACUGAGAAAUUACGGUAGAAUAAUUUUUAAAAGACUUCAACACACUGCUGAAGCUUCUACAAGCGAAGCUGCUCCAUUCACUAAUAAAUUUGGAUUUGAUUUGAACCCACCACCAGUGCAUGAAUACUGGAAUAUUCGUAACUCAAGUGUGGCAUUUGCAUUUGUUCCAGUAUUCCUUGGAAUUGCUUUUUUUGCUAAGUACAUUGGUAAGAGUGUCGACACUAAUGGUGCAUACUUGGGUUUUGCUGAUUCAGAAGCAUCCCCUGUCAGUAAGAUUCCAUUUGGUCAAGCACAAGAAACACCUAAACAUGAUUAA
Messenger RNA from Candida tropicalis MYA-3404, 330 nucleotides. RefSeq lists its product as uncharacterized. Lineage: Eukaryota; Fungi; Ascomycota; Pichiomycetes; Serinales; Debaryomycetaceae. Bases 1 to 330 code for a protein of 109 amino acids. The record is from RefSeq and is a predicted model, not a curated record. The transcript has a single exon.